Leucoraja erinaceus (little skate) is the source of this 6775-nucleotide messenger RNA. It is a transcript of the gene kif14, whose product is annotated as kinesin family member 14. NCBI's taxonomy places the organism in Eukaryota, Metazoa, Chordata, Chondrichthyes, Rajiformes, Rajidae. The transcript has 30 exons. Bases 80 to 5116 code for a protein of 1678 amino acids. The record is from RefSeq and is a predicted model, not a curated record. Gene Ontology annotation, molecular function: ATP binding; microtubule binding; microtubule motor activity. Gene Ontology annotation, biological process: microtubule-based movement.
GGGUGUGACGCUGCCCCUCACGGGCCGCGGGGGAGGGGCACCGGCCGCCGCCGCAACGUCACGGGCCUGGGGCCAGCCAAUGCGCGAGCGGCUGCCAGAUUCGAAUGAGCGAGGCGGGAGCGCGCGUGGACGGACGGGUGAGAGGUGGGCGCGCGCGUGCUCGCGCUCCUGCCUGGCGGCUGUGAAUGAAAGAACGAGGGAGGGGGGGCGCGCGCCUGACGGAGAUCACACCAUGGUAAUUGGUAUGUUACGAUCAGUGCCAAAUAAUCCAGGCAAUAUUCUGAAGAAAGGAAACAGAAGAUUUGGUAUCCAGCAUCUAUCCCAAGAACAGGAUAGCCAGACACAAGAAGAGUCAACAUUUUCUCUGGAUAAAGGCAAUGAUAUUGACAAGACGUGUGUUGUGGCUUCAGGAAUUCCAGGAACACCUAUGCUGUCUAAAACUGAGAAGUUAUCCCUUCAGAGAAGAAAAACAGUCGAUAAAGGAAAUCACCGUGUUCAUGAUGAAACUAACAUAAAUGUUGGUGUGGGUGAAGGAGAAAAAAGGCUUACUUUGCAACGGCGUAUUAAAGUGGGUAACUCAAAAAGAACUAUCUCUAUGCAGGAACAUUCACAAGGUAAAAUACUAACAGCUUCAACUCUGGGCCAAAGUCAUAAUCUAUUGCAACCAAAAUACACUGAUGUGAUAGGUUUUCGAUCCUCUGCAGAACCUUCAUUGAUGCAAAAGGUGACAGAUACCAGAAGUUAUCCUGUGACAUUUCCAAAGCAUGCUUCAGUUAGCAAGGAACAAGAAAAUGUGAUAACUGUCAAAAAAGAAGAGACUGUGCACAAAUGGUCAACUACACUUGUUAAAAAAGUGACAGCUGGUAAAUCUACUGAUAAUGGUAACAAGCAAAAAACAGACAAAAAUACCUUUAAAGUACCCACUGAACAAAAUGUGUUUAGAACCAGGACCCUAACUAGUGAUGGAAUCAAAUUAGCAAUGAAGCUUGGUGAUCAGCAAGGAGCAAAACACCCAUCUAAACUUUCUGUAAAAGCAAUGGCCAAAGGUUUCCAGACCACGGAGCCAAAAGUAGAUUGCGAGAUCAAUAACAUGAAAUACUCUGGAAUUUCAGCGAAUAAUGGACAUCAAAAUCCACUUGAAAGUGGUACACUUGCAAGAAGUCUUCCACAGGCAGAGGUAUCGUCGCAGAGAUCAUGCACAGGGAGUGAAUGUUCAAAUGGAGAAGACAGUGCUGUGACCGUGGCUGUCCGCGUGAGACCUCUCAGCAACAGGGAAAAAAAUGAAAAUGCACAAGUGGUAGUGUCCAUGAAAGGACAGGACACAGUUGUGAAACAUCCAGACAGCAACCACACUUACUCAUUUGCUUAUGACUUUUCAUUUUGGUCGUUUGAUGAAUUGCAUCCUGAAUUUUCAAGCCAGGAAACUGUGUAUAACAAAAUAGGACUUCCUCUGCUAGAGAAAGCUUUUGAUGGGUACAACACUUGUCUCUUUGCAUAUGGGCAGACUGGCUCUGGAAAAUCAUAUACAAUGAUGGGCUUCAGUGUCAAGGGAGUCAUUCCAAGGUUCUGUGAACAGCUGUUUGCCAGGGUAACAAAACCUGACCAGCAGGUUGCUUACUGCAUUGAAAUGAGCUACUUUGAAGUCUACAAUGAGAAAAUUCAUGACUUGUUGGUUGGUGGAAAUGGUAAAAUGGAAAUAAAACAAUCUCUGCGAGUGAGAGAACAUCCAGUCUUCGGACCUUAUGUGGCCGAUCUCUCUUUGAAUGUUGUCACUUCUUAUGCAGAUAUUCAUGGGUGGCUAGAACUAGGGAACAAACAAAGGGCCACAGCAGCCACAGGCAUGAAUGAAAAGAGUUCCAGGUCUCAUUCUGUCUUCACACUUGUCAUGACCCAAACUAAGACUGAAUUUGUAGCUGAGCAGGAGCAUGAGCAUUCUGUAACAAGCAGAAUAAACCUGGUGGACCUUGCAGGAAGUGAACGUUGUUUUACCUCCCAGACCAGCGGCAACAGGCUCAAGGAGGGUGUGAGCAUAAAUAAAUCUCUCUUCACCCUGGGGAAGGUGAUUUCUGCACUUUCGGAAUAUUUUCAGGCAAAGAAAAAGGUCUUCAUCCCUUACAGGGAGUCUGUGCUAACGUGGUUAUUGAAGGACAGUCUUGGUGGCAAUUCGAAAACAGCUAUGAUAGCUACUAUCAGCCCUUCAGCUUCUAAUGUGGAGGAGACUCUGAGUACACUUCGAUAUGCCAAACAAGCUCGUCAAAUUAUCAAUGUCGCAAAAGUGAAUGAAGACUCAAGUGCAAGAUUAAUUCGAGAUCUGAAAUUAGAGAUUGAAAAGUUGAAAGCUGUUCAGAUGAGUAGCCUAGGAAUGCAGUCUGCGAGAUACAAAUUAUCCCAACGUGAAAUAGAAGCCUUAAAAUUGAAGCUUCGUCAACAGGAGAGAGAAAUGGCAGAAGCACACAGGAAAUGGAGGGAAAGAUUGGACGAUGCAGAGAAGAGAAAACUUGAAGAAGCAAGAGAACUGCAGAAAGCGGGGAUUACUUUUAAAGUGGAUAACAGUUUACCAAACUUGGUAAAUUUGAAUGAAGAUCCACAGAUUUCGGAGAUGCUCUUGUAUAUGAUAAAAGAAGGCUCUACAAGAGUGGGGAAGCAACAGCCAAACUCCAAGCAUGACAUUCAGCUGUCUGGGGCACUCAUUGCUGAUGAUCAUUGUAUCAUACAAAACUUAAAAGGUGCAGUUAGCAUUGCACCAAUAGGAGAUGCAAAUACAUACGUCAAUGGACACCAUAUAACGGAGUCAACAGCACUGCAUCAUGGCGACAGAGUAAUACUUGGUGGAGAUCAUUACUUUAAAUUUAAUCAUCCACUGGAAGUUCAGAGUGGGCAAAGAGCAUCUUCAGCGAAUGCACUCCAUCGAGAUGCUCCAAAAGACUUUGAAUUUGCAAGAAAUGAACUUAUGCAAGCUCAACAGGCAAGACUUGAAGUUGAAAUCGAAGAGGCACGUUUGCAAGCUAAGCAAGAGAUGAUGCAGGGUAUCCAACUUGCAAAACAAAUGGCUCAAGAGGAAUUGUGCAGUCAAAAAUCUCUGUAUGAAAAUAAAAUAAGAGGGCUUGAAGAGGAAUUGGUGAAUGAAAAUAGAAAAAAGAAAGAAAUAGAGCUGCUGAAUGUAAAAAAGCAGCUUCAGCAGGAGAUGAAUAUAAACAGACGACUUGAACAAGAGUUGGAGAUGAACAGGAAACGCCUCGAAAUGGAAGCUUCAGCCACAAGACAGGCUCUGCAAGAUCAUAAUAUACGGCACGUAAAGUUUCUGGAUGCUCUGGAAGCAGAGAAGAGAAAGAUGGCACAAGACUUGGAGAGGAUGCAGCAAGAAAAGAGAUGGAAGACUCAAAAUAUUACUCCAUGUACAAACCAUUCAUAUUGGAACUCUAUGAAACUUUCAGUGAUGGUUCAAGAAGCGAAUACCAUUAGCAACAACUUGAGGAAGCAUACUGUUUUCAGUAGACACGAGACUGACAACAAGAAUGAAAGCCUUCAAAUUCCAAUUCAGGUUCAAGUUAAGAAUAUUAAAUUGGGCAUUAGCACUUUCUGGAGCUUGGAGAAAUUUGAAUGCAAGCUGGCGGCAAUGAGAGAACUCUAUCAGGGCACCGGGCAUUCUGGAGAUGAAGACAUAUUUUAUGACCCAAAUGAUGACUGGGAAACUGACUUGACGCUCUCUUCCUCUUUCUCCAAGAGACGAAGCAAAAGUUUUUUCAAAAGCAAACGAAUGUCUGGAUGUUUAGCAGGAAUCCAAGCACUUACUAGUCAAAAUAUGCAGUCAACACAUACAGAGUUACUGAACAUGUCUCAAAGUAUGUGCCCAGUAUCCUCCGAAUCAAAGUUGCCUGCCAUUUGUAAGGAAAUUCUGGGCGCAGCUGUUGAUUUUCUGGGAAGAAAUCAUGUAUCACAAGAGAACAUUCCUGACAGACUUGUUACUGAUCUCCUUGCUGUGCAUCAGGGAACAAUGGAAAUUUCCAAUGCCUAUGAAAAGCUUGAUGAAGGGAGUCAAGAAAAUUUGUUCACCAAUAAUCAAGCUAUGCAGACAUGCUGCAUCAGAGUGACAUCAAAUUUUGAAAGGGUGACCAUUCUAGUGAAGCUUUGGAUAGACAGUGGCCCGCAGGACACUUGCUUUGGGAUGAUUGGCGAUGAACUGCUUGUGGAAGUUAGAACAUUGGGACGAAACUUACAACUGCUAUUGCAGGGCUGUGAUUCAGAUAUUUCCUCUAUGGUGGUGGAAGCUUGGAACAAAAUAAGACAAACAAUUAGAAGACUUGCAAAGCACAUAGGUCACUUGGCAGCCUUCAUGGGCAUGGAGUUGCAUUCUGACGAGGAGAACGUGGAUGAUUCACAUAGUUACAAGAGAAAUGUUAUGGCCAGUUUUUUUGAGGGAGCAAGAUCUGGAAUGGAGAGUCUCCUGGAUAUUGGCUUAAAAAGAAUAAAAGAGCAUCAGAAGAUGCUGCAAAAAACAUCAUCAAAUAUGGGACUUGAGCAACUGAAGAAGAGGAGUAUGGCACUGUCUGUAUCGAUUCAAAAUUGUCUCAUUGAAUUAAAAAAGGAGCUGGAUGGUGAAAUCCAAGAAAACACGACUUGUUAUAUUGACUCCCUGAAGACCUUGCUCACAGCUGCUGCUGAAAUGGUGAAGUUUAAUGAAAGUUCUGACAAUUUGUACCAGAUGAUGACUUCAGUGAUGAGAGGUGAUUUCGCAGCCAAUGAGCAGCUGAAGAAGUUCAUAGAGCUGGUUUGUUCAUCAGUAAAGCAUGUGGCUGGUAAAUUUGGUGAGCUUUGGGCCGCCUCAUGUGAUGAGGUAAAUGCAUCCUUUGCCGGAAAAAGCCAGUGGGACACAAAAGAAUCUUGGUUAGCAUUCCGUGAAAUCGACCUGGCUGCCAGCUCUCUCCUUGAUUUACUUGAAUACCUCCAGGAUAAAGAGCAACACCCAAGAUGCACUGACACCACUAAAAAUGAUGAAGAGAAGAUCAAUGCUUCUACAGAUGUUAACUCUGCUACUCGGUGCAGUAAAGGAGUUAAAAAAAGUAUAUACACACUCCAAGGAAAAAAGACAAUGGGUUUGAAAGAUUACCUGCCUUAAAUUUAUCAAACAUUAUAUAUCAUAAGCAAUAAAAUAACAGUUUCAUUGUGCUUAAGUUAUGAAAGGUUAUGAUCUGCAGAACCUGCUGUAUAUAUUUAAUGUUAGAAAUGAAACAGUCACUUGUAAUAUUGUUGCUAUUUAUCACUGAACUUUUUCAAUUCAAUUUUUGUAAACUUUUGUUACCUAUGCCCUCUUUUUUUGUCUUGUACAAAAUAUAUUUUGCUCACUUCCCUGAAGAGCUAGUACCAUGUUUCACAAAAAUAUUUUCCUUAUGUUCUUAAGCUGAUGAGAACAACGGCAGGUAAAAGGGGUUAAUAUUCCAUCCUGUGUGGAUCAGCCAAACCUGUGAAUCUGGAGAUGAGUAGCUGCAUCAUGGGACCGUGGGUCAGGGUCUCAGUGGUACUGGCCUUGUUCUGUCAAGUGAUCAUGAGGCUUUUGAAGGGAAAAAGCUUUUGUUUUGUGAUCCAGGCUGGACAAUUGUUUGAAUAAGUUCAUACCUUUAAUUUGCCAAUGAUGGGCACGUUUGAGACUAUCAAAAUAUUUCCAUAUAUGCAGAUAAAAGAUUAAAUUUCAGCUUGCACUGCUAAUCAUUUUAAUUGCAAUUUCUCAUUUAAAAUUGGCUAUAGAGCUCUUCCUACCUCUCCCAAGCAAAAACGGGCAGAGUCCAUCCAAGAAUAAAUCUUACAGGGAAAGAACAUGUGACCUUGGAGACACAAGGAGAAUCGUACUGCCAUGUAUUUCAGCUGCUUCAGUAAUGUGAGUUAGGCGGUUAUUAUCUGACGCUUUCAUUGAAGUGAAAUUUGUUGUUUUGGAUAAAAGCACCAAAGUAUGCCUGCAAUAAUAUCUAAAACUAAUAAUGAAUAUAGUUUAUUUCUCAUAACACAGCCAUUUAAAUUGAAAUUGAAGUAAUUGAGGUGCAAUGGCUUGUUCAGGUACAUUACAACAGGUACAUUAACUGUUCACUUCAGAUGAGUAUUAUGUGAUGAAAAAACUUAUCUACCACUGCAAAAGUAAUGUAUGAAAAGGUUUUGGUCUGAAAGCUGUCCAUGGUUUGCAAAUUCUCUGAGUUUGUUGGAGUUGCUAGCUACCAGAAAAAUGUGAAUGGUGGUGCAGUGGAUGGAUCCUGAUCAAUAUUGUGUGUCAGGCUAUGCAAUUCACAUGUGCUUUACUGUACAGUUCAACCUGGAAUUAUUGUAAUUGUUUUAUCGUUAAAAUGUUUCUGGAUAACUCUCUUCAGCAUAUACUCUUCUCAUUUGUGAACAUCUGGGAGGUUGUAUUCAAAAUAUGUUUUUUUGUGUGUAGUCCAAAGAAAAUAGUAGAGUAUGGUAAAAUUGGAGGCAAGAAUGUAAACUGCUCAGGUAAUAUUUUUUUUUUGGUUUGGUCAGGUUUAUUUUAUAUGAAUUAAAAAAAGAUCUCUGGUUAAAUUGACAUGUCAUUCCUUGUAUUUCAAGAACCAAAGAUCACUGUUCAGUCUUGCAAAGCAAAGGGUUAAGGAAUACUGCAUUGUUAUAGCAUUAAAGACUAAUUUAUUUACCCCAUCACCCAGAUGUGUCAACUUCACUGAUCUGUACUCAAAAAGUGCCUUGCUGCUUUACAAUUAUGCAAUUCAAGUGCAGGGAAACUUUCACAUUUUUAAAUAAACUAUUGCUUGCUUCUAAA